UUCUUCUUUCGCUUCACCGAAACCCUAAUCUUUCACGUUUGUUCCAUUCAGUCUCAGAUUCUUCCUCUUCCUCACUCCCUCUCGUUGAACUCUCACCACACUCCAAAAUGUCUGCAGCUCUUGAUAUGACACUCGACGACAUCAUCAAGAACAACAAAAAAUCUGGAUCCGGAAACUCCAGAGGCCGAUCCAGACCAGCACCGGGUCCUGGACCCGCUCGCCGGGCUCCUAACCGUAUCUCCAACCGUUCCACACCGUACUCCGCCUCUAAGGCGCCAGAGACGACGUGGCAACAUGAUUUGUAUGGAGAUCAGCAUGCGGCUGCGGGUUUUCCCGCUCAAGGUGGUCGUGCACCUUCCAUAGAAACUGGAACCAAGCUCUAUAUCUCUAAUUUGGAAUACGGCGUUUCCAAUGAUGAUAUUAAGGAAUUGUUUUCUGAAGUUGGUGACUUGAAACGACACGGCGUUCAUUACGACAGGAGUGGCAGAUCAAAGGGUACUGCAGAAGUAGUCUUCUCACGGCGACAGGAUGCUGUUGCUGCUGUAAAGAGAUACAACAAUGUUCAACUAGAUGGGAAACCAAUGAAGAUAGAGAUUGUCGGAACAAACAUUUCUACACCUGGCGCAGCUCCUGCUUUAAAUGCCGCUAUUGGAAAUUUUAAUGGAAUUCCCUCAAGCGGUCAAGGAAGAGUUGGAGAUUUUCGAGGGCAGGGAGGAAGAGGUCAAGGCAUUCGAAGAAAUCGAGGACGUGGAAGAGGUAGCGGUGGAGGUCGUGGUGGUGGUCGCGGUGCCGGACGCGGUAGAGGUCGCGAUGAAAAGGUAUCUGCAGAAGAUCUUGAUGCUGAGCUGGAGAAGUAUCAUGCAGAGGCCAUGCAAAUAAAUUAAAGGAGCUAUCUUGUUCUGUUUUCUUGCUUUUACAUCUAUGGUUAUUAGGGGGGCAUUGUGAUGGAUAGCCACAUGUUUAUGUAUUUGGAGCACUAUGUUUUAGAGAAGGGAAAAAAUUACUCGAGUGAAAACUGUUGCUUCAUAUAAUGGAGUUUGGGCUUCUGUUGUCUAAAAUAUUCGUAUUACUCAGGAAUGUAUGAACUAUGAGUUAACAGAA
Vicia villosa (hairy vetch) is the source of this 1101-nucleotide messenger RNA. Its product is annotated as THO complex subunit 4A-like. The transcript is spliced from 5 exons. The record is from RefSeq and is a predicted model, not a curated record. Gene Ontology annotation, cellular component: nucleus. Gene Ontology annotation, molecular function: mRNA binding. Bases 108 to 884 code for a protein of 258 amino acids. Gene Ontology annotation, biological process: mRNA export from nucleus. NCBI's taxonomy places the organism in Eukaryota, Viridiplantae, Streptophyta, Magnoliopsida, Fabales, Fabaceae.